This is a messenger RNA of Parasteatoda tepidariorum (common house spider), 1508 nucleotides long. The record is from RefSeq and is a predicted model, not a curated record. NCBI's taxonomy places the organism in Eukaryota, Metazoa, Arthropoda, Arachnida, Araneae, Theridiidae.
CAUCAUAUUGCAUCAUUAAAAAAGAUUGGAUGCCUGUUCAUUCUCUCGUGGAUAAUAAUCCUCGUUUCCUAGUAAAGACAAAAGAGGAGGCUCAAAAAAUUUGUCAGACAAAAAAUAUGCAUUUAUACGAGGCCAAACCUCUUUCAGAACUCACGAAAUAUUUGAAAGACACUAAUACAUUACAAGGAAAGCAAAUGAAAGAAAUUUGUAAAACGCAAAAAACCGGAAAAACCAAAGUAUAUUUUGAGAGUUUUAUAACAAACGAGAAUCGUUUGUUUUAUGCUACUAAGUAUCCGGUAGAAGUAUACGAAGGAAUUGCGGGAUUUACAGAACGAGCUUAUUUGAGGAAAUAUAAUUUGAUUUUUGCCUGGGAUGAAAGGAAUGCAAUCAUGCUCGUGAAAAAUGAAUCACUGAUUCUGAUUCAACAUGUAACAAAGCCUGUACCUUACUUUUGUGCUAAGCAUUCAACACCAGCCAUUACACCAGACUGGACUUUUCUUACCAGCACUACACCAAGAAAGGAGACUCAGCAAGAUACAAAACUCAGCACAGGCUUCGAUGAAACUCUGCCAGACACUACUGACGUUACAGAUUUGGAAGAUUUCACAUUCAAUUGCAUCAUCAAAAAAGACUGGCUUCCUAUUGAGCACUUGCUAGCUGGAAAUUAUUAUUUUACGAAAAAGAAAUACAAGGAAGCUCAACGAUUGUGUAACUCGAAAAAUAAGCAUUUGUACAAAACCAAAUCUCUAAUUGAAUUAGAGGCGGAUCUGCAAGCAACUAAAAUAUUACAAGGAAUGAGAAUUAAAAGAGCUUGUAAACCAAAUACAAGCAUUAUUAAUAUUUUUACUUCUGAAGUGGAAUAUCUAAAUUAUGUAUUUAUAACUGACUUUGCGAUUGAAGUAUACGAGGGGAGUGUGGAAGAUCUAGGGGAACACAAUUUGAAGAAAUACGACAUAAAACAACAUGAAAAAGGUUACAUCGCAGUCCUGUUCCUGAAACAGGAUUUUGUAUUUUAUAUUCAGCUUUCUUCACAGAAAGUACCUUUCUUUUGCGUCAAUGAUGUCGGACCUCCAAGCACGACAACCACAUCUUCCUGGGAUUUUAUUACAAGUACUUCGUUAAGGGAUGGUACAUCAGAUUCUGCUAGCAUCACAGAAGUCAAAGAUACGAAUUCUGACUGCAUCAUCAAGAUGGAAUGGAUUCCUUAUUGCCCAGUAACGGAUGAAGUUGGUCUAUGCUCCGCCGACAACUUAACGAACGCUGAAAAUAUCUGCCAACAGAAUGGUAUGGACUUCUACCAUCCCAAAUCCGUUGAAGAGUUCCGAGAGGAUUUGUCUGCGCUUCAGUUUCAUGCUUUCAUUGAAAAGAGAAACUACUAGGGUCCAUUACUGGACUCGAAUAGAAUAUCCUUUUUUUAUUAUACGAAUUUCUUCAAGUGAAAUAUAUCAAUGGGUGACGGAUAAAAUGAAAGAUACCGAUAGGUCGAAAUAUAAUUUGGAGAAAGACGA